UUUGUUAAAUCGAUUUUUUGCCUUCAUUCGUCCCUUUGAUUUUGGUCCUCAGCCUCACCAUUGCAUCAUACGAAGCAACUCUGUGUACAUCCAUCCUAACGAGCGCAAUUCUGUCUUGUAUCUGAUUCAAAGCAUGCAUGCCACGGGCGCACAAACGCAUUGUAUGAGAGAAACAAAAGAAAAAAAGGAAAAAAAAAAAAAAAAAGGAUCUUGCCAAGUUGCUAUCCUUACACGAGCGACUGACGAAAGACCUGCUCAUUUGCCUGCCCAUCCUUAUCUCAACCUCAUGACAUCCUGUUUGUUUAUUUUGUACAUGUACAAAGGUUGGAUCCAACCUGGACACGUUUGUUCGUUUCGGCGUGUGUGCUUUUCUUUUUUUCUUCUUUCCUCGAUUUCAAUGUACAAAAUACUCUCUAUCUCUUUUUUGUACGUGUCAUGUUUCAUUUACUUGGCCAUCUUGUUCUCUUGGGAAUAGAGCCGGGUUAUGUAUGUAUAUACAGUACAUACCUAGGUAAGGGGGUGUAGUGUAUUUCUUACAUUCGUUCCCCGAUGCAUAUACAUAUCUCAUAUUACUCCGUA
This is a messenger RNA of Aspergillus pseudonomiae, 579 nucleotides long. RefSeq lists its product as uncharacterized. Bases 134 to 475 code for a protein of 113 amino acids. The transcript has a single exon. NCBI's taxonomy places the organism in Eukaryota, Fungi, Ascomycota, Eurotiomycetes, Eurotiales, Aspergillaceae. The record is from RefSeq and is a predicted model, not a curated record.